This is a messenger RNA of Pimephales promelas (fathead minnow), 1053 nucleotides long. RefSeq names its product microtubule-associated protein 1 light chain 3 gamma, like (gene map1lc3cl). NCBI's taxonomy places the organism in Eukaryota, Metazoa, Chordata, Actinopteri, Cypriniformes, Leuciscidae. The record is from RefSeq and is a predicted model, not a curated record.
CGCCGCGAACUGAAAGUAGGCAUUCGAGACAAUCUUCUCCGAGGGCACUUCGUCAGCCCGGGCACAGCCUCCUCCUACCACACCAUCGUACACGUCUCCAUCCUCGUCAAUCCAGUCAGAAUGCCUCCCUACGAGAAAUCCAUGGAAAUUAUGCCUUUCAAGCAAAGGAAGUGCCUUGAAACAAGAAAAGAUGAAGUCUGCACAAUUCGGUCUAAGUUCCCCAACAAAUUACCGGUAAUUGUGGAGCGAUACCUUCGGGAGACAAAGCUUCCCCUACUGGACAAAACCAAAUUUCUCGUCCCAUAUGAGCUGGCAUUAGGGCAGUUCCUCAGUCUACUCAGAAGUAAGAUAGCGCUAGAGGCAUCUCAAGCUCUGUACCUACUGAUCUCAGGAAAGAACAUGUCCUGUUUGUCAACCAGCAUGGGAGAAGUUUAUUCACAGUUCAGAGACCCUGAUGGCUUCCUAUACAUAACCUAUGCAUCCCAGGACAUGUUUGGGUGAAAAGACCCUCCAAAAUGACCAUGUGACAGAGACUCCAGACGGAUGCCUUUCUGAAAUCAUAACUCUUGCUGCUAUAAAUGAAGACUCUCACUGUGCAUUACACCUAAAACAACACAGUCCACCAAUCACACCUGGCCGAGAGGACUCUUCUGACCUCAUUUCUCAGUAGUUUAGUUUUCUUUGAGGCUAAUGUUGAAGUAAAAUCCGUAAUUUUGAAAGAGAUUACAACUGAGCCGUGUUAUGUGAAGAGUGAUGGCACUUGCACUACUCUUCAAGCUGCUCAGUUAUUAGGCUCUGAUUUCUGAAAGAACACAAAAAAGGAUGUCCUGUUCCUCAAAGGAUCUGAGAUGUCCUGUUACAAUGAGACUGGGUUUGUUUCUCCCCGUGCUCUUUCUGUGACUGCACGUCUGUGUUUCUAAUACAAACACAGAGGAGACAAAUGCACAACUAUUUGAGCACCUACUCUGGAUGAAAAUGAGUGCAAACAACACAGUCACUAUGUACUCAGCUUCAACUGCGGUUUAUUCUCAAUAAAUCACUUUAGUUCUUGAA